UUUUCUAGUCCUAUUGGUGAAUUAUUCUGCCAUGACCACCGUACUGACCGCCUUCGUCGUUUGCCUAGCGGCUUCCCUAAUUCAAGGGGUUCCGCACGGUUCCAAACCGGGACUGAGAAUCUUCGGGGGUGAAGAUGCCGACAUCCAGGACUAUCCCUACCAGGCAGCGCUCUUCAGAGACGACGAACUCGUUUGUCAGGGUUCGAUCGUCGCACCCAGCUAUGUACUCACCGCCGGUCACUGCUUCUACGACGUCGAGGGCAAUCCCGCCGAAGGCAACUAUUCCCUUCGCGUAGGAAGCAGUCAGCUCUCGGCUGGUCAGGUAGUGGCGAUCUCUGAAGUUAUAUUCAACGAACCUUACCAGACGUUACUCAACGAUUUGGCGUUGCUGAAGCUAGAGAGUCCUCUCGAGUACGGACCAUCUGUUCAAGCCGUUCGAUUACCCGAAAAAGACCGAGAGCUGAGAAGCGACGAGCCGGCCGUAGCAACCGGCUGGGGUUCCACCAUCGUUUAUCCAGAGGCGUCAGAGCAGUUGCAGCAGGUCGAGCUUAACGUCGUCCUCUACGCAGACUGCAAAUCGAAAUACGGCGUUCUUCUCGGCAAGAAAUCAUUCUGCGCCCAGUACGCCCCUGGAGGUAAAGGUAUCUGCGCCUAUGACAGCGGCGCGCCUCUGGUCGCCAACGGGACACUGAUUGGGGUUGGAGAGAUCAGCUUGGAAUGCGGUAACUUCGUCGGACUGCCCGGGGGUGCUUUUGCCAAUGUCGCCCUCUACAGCGACUGGAUAGCGAGCGUUAGCGGGUUGUAGAUGGAAUA
Messenger RNA from Cylas formicarius (sweet potato weevil), 813 nucleotides. Its product is annotated as trypsin-5-like. Bases 32 to 805 code for a protein of 257 amino acids. Gene Ontology annotation, biological process: proteolysis. Gene Ontology annotation, molecular function: serine-type endopeptidase activity. NCBI's taxonomy places the organism in Eukaryota, Metazoa, Arthropoda, Insecta, Coleoptera, Brentidae. The record is from RefSeq and is a predicted model, not a curated record. The transcript has 4 exons.